Messenger RNA from Ogataea angusta, 837 nucleotides. RefSeq lists its product as uncharacterized. Lineage: Eukaryota; Fungi; Ascomycota; Pichiomycetes; Pichiales; Pichiaceae. Gene Ontology annotation, biological process: mitotic spindle assembly checkpoint signaling. Gene Ontology annotation, cellular component: nucleoplasm; kinetochore; cytoplasm. The coding region runs from base 1 to 837 and encodes 278 amino acids. The transcript has 2 exons. The record is from RefSeq and is a predicted model, not a curated record.
AUGGAACACUGUCGCAGACUCGGGGGAGUUCUCAAAGAGCAUUUUCACCAGCCGGGACCGGUUGUGCAGCGCAGAAUAGUUGGAGAUGUCUCUGUUGAUCAUUUUUGUUGUGUAAUUGAAUUCUUGCAGAUCUGUGUCCAGUUGCUCUUGGCUCGUUUGCCCCAGUUUCAUGCGGUCCACCACGUACCGUCGGUAUUGCCACACGUGGUAAUUCCGCGAAUCUGCUUUCAGAAACGUGUCAAUCAUCGCCAUCUCGGCGUUCCAGUUGGUCAGGGAGUCGUACUCCAAGCACCAUUUCCGGUGGUUCCAAAUCCAGUAGCAUUUGGGGAACCGUCUCAGAUGCUCAACACUCAACGCCAGCUCACCGUGAGAAAGUAUGGCCUCAACAUGCUUGUUCCCACAGACGACGAAUUGCAGUCGUACGUGAAGCAGAUUAUGAAACAGCUGCACAAGUGGGUGUACGGAGGCCUGAUUUCGCGGCUGGUGGUGGCGAUUGUGUCGAAAGAGACCGGCGAGACGGUCGAGAAGUGGCAGUUCAACCUGGAAAUACAGAAGCCAGACACCGAAGAGACAGAAGGCAAGCCUAACGAGCAAAUUCAGCGGGAGAUCCAAGCGAUUAUUCGCCAGAUCACCGCGUCGGUGACGUUUCUGCCCGAGCUGGAGGACGAGUGCACAUUCAACGUUCUUGUGUAUGCCGACCCGAAUUGUCGCGUUCCUGAAGAGUGGGGGGACUCGCGCACGCACGAGAUCACGGGUGUGACAGAGAGCGUCAAGUUCCGCAGCUUCAGCACGACCAGCCACCGCGUCGACGCCCUUGUCGAGUACAAGCACGGAUGA